This is a messenger RNA of Penicillium bovifimosum, 2550 nucleotides long. Its product is annotated as PA and RING finger domain protein. The transcript has 2 exons. The annotation marks the transcript as partial. The record is from RefSeq and is a predicted model, not a curated record. NCBI's taxonomy places the organism in Eukaryota, Fungi, Ascomycota, Eurotiomycetes, Eurotiales, Aspergillaceae.
AACGCCACAUUCGCUCGCUGGUCGGACAACUGGGUUGCGCGCUUUCUUCUCCUUCAAUAUACCAUCCUCCCUUUUCCCCCGUCGGCUAUCAUAAGUCUGACUGAUGAUAACUCGACCUUCUUUCUCGCUCGACCAGCGGCAUUUGGUCCGCUUCUACCGACCAAAGGCCUCAGCGGUCAGCUAUGGGUAGGAAGUGGGUUUAGUGAGGGGGGAUUAGCUGGUGGCGUUGAAGGGGAACUUGGGUGCUCCGAUAUCCCAGGCUGGGGCGAGGGCACCAAUCAUAAAAAACAAGACAAGGUCUUCAGGAGUACGGAGCAGAGUUCCGGCAUCUCCGGAGGUAGUACAGUGAAGGAUCAAUCACCAAACCAUCCGCGGUCAGUGUCGCAGGCCGAUACCACCGCACAAAAUGAUCGAGAUGAUACAGCCACUCCGCUGCUGGCGGACGAUGGCACUGACGAUCACCUGCACCAUCCGCUGCUUGAGACCGGUGCUUCUAAUCUGGGAAUGAGUCAGAAGCAUGAGGAUUAUGUCCCAAAUAAGCCACCUGCGCAUGCCGAUAUUCAAUCGCUACAGGAAACCGCCGAAAUACAGGGGAAGGUAGUGCUGUUGAGUCGAGGUGGCUGUGGAUUCUUAGAGAAGGUCAAAUGGGCGCAACGGCGAGGAGGGAUUGCUUUGAUUGUCGGUGACGAUACUCGAGGUGGCAAUUUAGUCACUAUGUAUGCACGAGGCGAUACAUCGAACGUUACCAUUCCAGCCUUGUUCACAUCGCAUACUACCGCCCAUCUUCUAUCAUCGUUGAUGCCUGGACACUCAGGGGGGACGGCUAGCUUGGGGAAUGUGCUCAAAUCCUCUCAAGCGAAGCAGGCUGACCAGGCUGACGGUAGCAAAGAACGUGUCGCAACUACCACGACCACUUUGGCUACUCCGAGUCCAACAGUGAGCAGCCAUUCUCCGGCUAAGGAGGGACCUGCGCGCACGUCUCAUUCCGCAGGCGGAUUUUUACGUUCCAUUGGGUCAUUUUUGGGUCUCUGCGAUACGAACAGGGGCCCACGGCAUUUGGAAGACAGCAGACGUCCGCCGAGCAGCGGGAAUAUCGAUUGGAUCGACCUCGGUUCAUGGGAUGAGAAAGAGGGAUUGUCCAGCGCGUGGAAAAGAUCGACGGGUCUCAACCAUCGCAGUAAGCCCAAGGUGGACUCUACGCUUGACAGCCGCAAGGCCGACAUGUUCCCUGAAAGUUUUGACGAUGACGACUUCGUAAUUGGGGUUCAGGACUGGAGAGAUCCGGAUCUGAUGCCUCCCAAGAUCAGCACAGCUUCAACCGGAAAUGAUGCCAAGACUACCAGUGCAAAUAAGGAUCCUGCAGCUUCUUCUAAUGGUCUCCAGGGUGGUAGCAUCACACCGGGGAGUGGAGAAUACCAAAGCAUUGACAAGUCCAGUGCUAGUUCUCAUGGCGCGCGCCUCAAAGGGUCUGAGAAAGAAUCUACUGCGGCUCAUGGAAAGACUGGGGAUACUGCCAAGGGGUGGUUUUCGAGUCACUUUAGCUGGGGAGGGGGCCCUCAGAAAGGGCCCCAGCCUUCCUUGUCGCCCUCGGUGCAGGGAAGCUCUGAAGCAACCCAGAAAACGCAAAAUAGCGCUCAUGCAUCCGACCUUCUCAGUGCGCAGUCUCCUGAGCAUGAAGGACUUUGGGUCACCAUGACACCUACGAGCAUGUCCACCAGCCCCUUCUUCGAUACUCUUUUAGUACUUGUCGUCAGUCCACUGCUCACGCUGACAGUCGUGUACGCGCUUUUGCUGCUGCGGUCACGAAUUCGCCGUCGCCGCUGGCGUGCACCUAAGUCGGUUAUCGAGCGGCUCCCUGUCCGGACAUACCACACAAUCACUACCACUUCAUCCUCUUCAUCUUCCAACUCAACACGACCACCUAGCCCUGGUAUUAUCUCCCCGACGUCUCCGCUUCUUGGCAACGGAAGCAGACCAAGCGCAUCACGACCAAACAGACCCCGCUCAGAGACAGUUCCGGGUACUAUGCUAGACCCAUCUUCCCUACCCAAGGAGAAGUGUAACUUGCAGGGCGGAUCUACUUUGUGGCGACGCAAAUAUACAGGAAGGCAAGUAGAGUGUGUCGUAUGUCUUGAGGAAUAUAUCGACGGACAGAGCCGUGUCAUGAGCUUGCCAUGUGGCCAUGAAUUCCAUGUGGAAUGCAUCACCCCCUGGUUAACUACCCGUCGGCGAACCUGCCCGAUCUGCAAAGGCGAUGUCGUUCGUUCUAUGGCUCACUGUCAGUCCGGUGACUCACGAGUUCGUCGGGGGCAGUCCGAUGACGAUGCUCAUUCUUCUCAACCACUCUCCCGAGACAGCGCAUCUUCCGCUCCGGUGUUUAUCGAAGGUGUCACCAAUGAUGCUUUAGAUGCGGAAGAAACCGCAAGCCUACUUGGUGACCAUGCCAGUUCGGCCCCACAGUCAAGCUGGAGAAAUUUGGCUACUCUUAGUUUUUCUGCUUUGAGCGGUGAUACCAUAUGGCACCAGGCGCGUGCUGAUCGCAAUCGCUGA